AAGCUCAUAACAAAACGUAGGUAGACGAAAAACGAGAACAUCCAGUUAUACACAGCUUUAACAGUUUACCGACGCCAUUCUGGUAAAACCAGUAUUGACUUAAGCCACUCCGUCUUGUCUGUGAGGUUUCUUGCCAUGGUACUACAGCCUAGGCUACAUUUAACUUUAUUUUUGUUUCACUAGUUCAUUGGACAACUCUUUAACGUAGACAACGUUAAACCCUUUUUAAAUUUGCCUCCCACGUGCUGACUUCGCCAAGGGGUGUGACCCCGGCAAUUGUAUCCACUUUACAUCAAAGCGAUCAGUGACGCAGCGAGAACCGAGGCGAUUGGGCGGCAGUUUUAAAUCAAACCACUGUCCGCGGCGAUUGGAUACACAUUUGGGGUCUGAGGGAGAGGUCGUCUACUGCACUCUUGUCGGCAUACUGUACGCAUCCAGUAACCAUCAGAAACAACUACCUGGACAGAAGAGCUCAGUUCCCGGACGUUAACCGCGUGGAGUAGGCUAACCUACCUGUCGGAAUGUUACCUGAGGUGGGUCGCAGUGUUGCAGAGGCAAAGACCGAGUCUGACCCGACCAUCAGCUGUAUGUUGGUUGGUGAUGGAGCCGUAGGGAAGACCAGCAUGAUCAUCAGCUACAUUGCCAACGGUUAUCCCGAUGAAUACCACCAGACAGCGUUCGAUGUUUUUACUGGGUCGGUUACAGUGGAUGGGAUACCUGUCCGAAUUCAACUGAUGGACACGGCAGGGCAGGAGGAGUAUGACAAGUUCCGCUCCCUGUGUUACAACCACACAGAUGUGUUCCUCCUGUGCUUCAGUGUGGUCAACCCUACGUCCUUCCACAACAUCACCACCAAGUGGAUCCCCCAGCUACGUGCCCACAAUCCUACGUUACCCAUCAUCCUCAUUGGCACCCAGGCUGACCUGCGAUACGACGUCAACGUUCUCAUCAACCUGAACCAGCUCCGGUUUAAGCCCGUGGAAAGCUCUCAGGCCCGUGGCCUGGCCGAGCAAAUACGGGCGCAGGACUACGUGGAGUGUUCUGCUCUGACCCAGGAUAACCUGAAGGAGGCCUUUGACUCGGCCAUCUUCGCCGCCAUAAAGCACAAGGCCUAUCGGGCCAGGAAACUAGGAAUUAUGGGCCGCGCAAAGACCUUCUCGAGCGGGGGCUGGAAAAAGUUUUUCUGCUUCAUCUAAGCCAAAAGACACAGAGGAGUUAAUGCCUAGAUUUAAGUCUGUGUGUGUGUGUGUGUGGGUGUGUGUGUGUGUGUGUGUGUGGUUUUGUGACUUGAUGUGUGUUUCUUUUUUGUUUUCCCAUUAUGCUUUAUGCUUCCUAUGGAAGCCACUGAGUCGGUGCAGUCUGCCUCCUAUACUGUUUCCGAUUGAGGCACCAUUGCAUUGUAUGGAUGCCAGAUACCCCUCAUGAUUGAAUUGGAUAACUGCAACUAUGAAGUUCUGAAACCUAACAGUAUUGCAUGCUGAAUGUAUUUGGAAAGUAUUUUUAAAUGAUAUCUUUUGUCAAUAUUA
Alosa sapidissima (American shad) is the source of this 1526-nucleotide messenger RNA. It is a transcript of the gene rhov, whose product is annotated as ras homolog family member V. Gene Ontology annotation, molecular function: GTP binding; GTPase activity. The transcript is spliced from 3 exons. The record is from RefSeq and is a predicted model, not a curated record. Gene Ontology annotation, biological process: small GTPase-mediated signal transduction. NCBI's taxonomy places the organism in Eukaryota, Metazoa, Chordata, Actinopteri, Clupeiformes, Clupeidae. Bases 522 to 1196 code for a protein of 224 amino acids.